This is a messenger RNA of Prunus armeniaca (apricot), 2769 nucleotides long. The record is from the annotation of a GenBank genome assembly. Lineage: Eukaryota; Viridiplantae; Streptophyta; Magnoliopsida; Rosales; Rosaceae.
AUGAACCCAAAGAAAUGCGCAUUCGGAGUCUCAUCUGGCAAGUUCCUGGGCUUUCAGGUACACCAGCGUGGUAUAGAUGUGGAUUCUGAGAAAACCAAAGCCAUAUGCUCUCUUGCACCACCUAAGAAUCCAAAGGAGUUGAAAAGUUUCAUGGGAAGAUUGUUAUACAUUCGGCGUUUUAUUCCAGGCCUCGCUGCAAUGAUGAGUGUUUUCACUCCUCUCCUUAAAAAAGGGAAGCCAUAUAUAUGGAGCCAGGGAUGCCAAGAAGCUUACCAACGGGUACAACAACUGAUCACCAAGCUGCCCACGAUGAAGGCACCUAUUCCAGGACUUCCACUCAAACUUUACUUGGCUGCGACGAAUGCUGCGGUUGGAGCUUUGCUUGCGCAGGAUGGCCAUGACGGGGAGGAAAGCCCCGUUUAUUAUGUAAGCCGACAACUGAGGGGAGCUGAAGCAAGGUACCCCAAAAACGGAACUCUUAUGCCUUGCUCUUGUCUAUGCUGCGCAGCGCUUGCGACACUACUUCCUUGCUCACAAGUUACAACUCAUAGUAAAGUCCGAUCCCGUAAGAUAUCUGCUCACAAGGCCGGUAUUAUCCGGUCGUCUCGCACGUUGCUCUAUUCCGAAGUAGAAGGAUCAACCCUUUCCAAGGAAGUCCUGGGAGAGCUGCCGGAAAUGGUUGCUACUGUUACAGAGGAGGAACCAUGGACCCUCUACUUUGAUGGGUCUUCCACAUCAAAAGGUGGAGGGGCAGGUGUUGUGCUCAUUAAUCCCUAUGGGCAAGCUACGGCUCUCUCAUUCAAGCUAGACUUUCCAUGCACGAAUAACGUGGCAAAAUACGAAGCUUUUAUUGUGGGAUUGUCCACAGCAAGAGAAAUGGGCGCAGAAAAGGUGAAGAUCAUCUGCGAUUCGAACCUGGUACUAAGUCAAUUGCAAGGAAGCUUUGCGGUGAAGGAAGCAACCUUGGCACCAUAUCGGACAGCUGCUGAAAGGCUCAUUAAUUCCUUCAAGCAAAUCGUGAUGGAGCACAUUCCAGGAGCCACCAAUAGGUACGCUGAUGCUUUGGCCACAUUGGGAUCAAAGCUCUCAUUUGUGCAAGAACAGCCCAACAUCACCGUGAUAAGGAGAAGCACACCAGUGGUCGAAGCAAUGGCCCAGGGGGACCUGCUGGAAGAGGAUGAUUGGAGGAAGCCACUGAAGAAAAAAUUAGGUGAGGAGAGCAGCAUUAAAGACUUGAAAGACUAUGUGACUAUCUUUGGGGAACUCUACAGACGUCUUCCGGGAGGUGUUCUGACCCGGUGUGUUGGGAUGGCAGAAGCAAGAAGGAGGUUGCAAGAGGUACACGAUGCCACUUGCGGCUUGGAACCAGUAAUCAGCCUGUACCGGCGCUUGCAACGCAAAGGUUAUUAUUGGCCAGAGAUGAAGAAGCAAGCAGCUAAACUACAAUCCGAUUGUCCCACCUGUUCUACGAUACCCUCUACAGAGGAGUCAUUCACUGUUUCAUUUGCAGAAGAUUGGCGGGCUCCAUACUUGGCAUUCUUUGUUGGAGGAACUCUGCCGACCAACCCCAAGCUUGCCUAUAAGCUCAAAAAGACCAUGAAGAGGUAUUUUGUUGAUGGGUCAACUCUCUAUCGGAAGGGGUUUAAUGGUGAGCCAUUAAAAUGCUUGGGAGAAUCAGAGGCACGUCAAGCCAUGCAAGAGAUACAUGCGGGAGAGUGUGGAGAGCACCAAGGAAUGAAGAAGCUUCACCGACAGCUACUAAGCAUUGGGUAUUAUUGGCCUACCAUGAAGAAGGAUGCACAUGACUUUGUUAAGAAAUGCCACACAUGCCAAAUCUAUGCUAAUCUAAGCCACAAACCUCCUACAUUGCUGCAAGACAUGCGCACUCCCUGGCCUUUCCAUACUUGGGGGCUUGAUUUAAUUGGGACAAUCCAUCCCCCUUCCGAUGGCUACAUAUGGAUCCUCACCGCUACGGAGUAUUUCACGAAAUGGGUUGAGGCAAUUCCCCUUCGAAAGGCCACAGGAGCUGCUGUCUCGAAUUUCAUUCGGGAAUACAUUGUGUGUAGGUUCGGAAUCCCAUACAAGAUGGUCACCGACAAUGGCACACCUUUUGUUAACAAGCAAGUGAGUUCAACCCUUAGUGGGUACGGUAUCAAGCAUCGUCGCUCUACGCCUUAUUACCCGCAGGGAAACGGUCAAGCGGAAGCUACCAAUAAGACGAUAUUGAGGAUUCUAAGCAAGAUGGUAUAUGAGUAUCAAGGAGGCUGGAGUGUUCACCUGCCGGAUGCUUUGUGGGCUUAUCGCACCUCACCAAGGAGCGCUACAGGUUUUUCACCUUACUCACUUGUGUACGGAUCUGAGGCUAUUUCACCCGUGGAAAUCACCAUUCCAACAGCCAGGAUAGCAGCUGUCAAUGAUCUUGAAUGGGAUGCAAAGACAUGCUCAGAUUGGCGUUUGCUAGAUCUCGAAGCAGUUGAUGAGAAAAGGAUGGAAGCUGAAAGAAGGAUGGCACUUUACAACAAGACUGUUGCCCAAGCCUAUAACAGGACCGUUAAGCCUCAAGCCUUCAAGCAGGGAGAUCUCGUGCUAAAAGUCGUUGAACAUGUGAGAAGGCCAAUGUCAGGACCUUCCAAAUUUGCCCCACAAUGGGAGGGUCCAUUCGCAGUCAAGGAGGUACACAGCAGCGGUUAUUAUCGCUUGAUCUCUGUCAAGGAAGGCAUGCUAACAGAUCCCAUCAAUGGAAAAUGGCUCAAGCCCUACUACUGCUAA